CGAACGAGAGAGAGAGAAGAGAGAAAAAGGAAAAGAAGCCAAAACUGCUAUAAAUAGUUGAUGAUGGGAGGAAGGCGAUGGCCACGCCAGAAAAACCCAACCAUUAACCCCAAAGGAAACGCCAUUAUAUAUAUUUUAGCAACAAUUAGCAGCUAGCACCACACCCACCCACACUCCAUACCUGUCCCAAAAUAAAGCUUCUUCUUCUCCCUCCCUCCCUCCUUUCAUCCCCUUCCCUUAAACAAACAUUUGUUUCUAUUGUUAGCAUCCCCCUUGUGAUAAUAAUUACACAACGGGGUAGCCAAAGAUUUCAUUGUCCCCAGCUGAAUAUCCUCCCAAUCUCCUCCCUUAGCUGGAUUCUCUUCUGGGUUCUCCCCAUUUUGCCAUUUCUGGAGAUCCCAUCCAGUUUUUCUGAGGUUCUGGGUGGGGGGAAGAAAAGGGUCUUGUUCUGUUUUCCUUUUUCUGUUGAGGGGAUUUCACAGCUGAAGUUUGGCAUUUUGGGUUGUGGAGAACGGGGAAGAAGGUGAAAUGGAGAACAAAAGGGCGCUUCUAUCUGCUUUGAGCGUGGGAGUUGGGGUUGGAGUUGGGCUUGGGAUAGCAUCUGGGCAAAGCAUUAGCAGAUGGACUGUGGGGAAUGGCUCUUCAGAUGGUGUCUCACCUGAACAAAUUGAGCACGAGUUGAUGAGGCAGCUCAUUGAUGGCAGAGAUAGCAAGAUCACCUUUGAAGAUUUCCCCUAUUUUCUAAGUGAAAGGACAAGGAUUUUGUUGACAAGUGCUGCAUAUGUGCAUCUGAAGGACUUUGAUUUCUCAAAGCAUACUCGAAACCUUUCACCUGCCAGCAGGACUAUCUUGCUCUCUGGACCUUUUGAAUUGUAUCAGCAAAUGCUUGCUAGAGCUUUAGCACAUCAUUUUGACUCAAAGCUUCUGUUGUUGGAUGCUACUGACUUUUCUGUUAAGUUACUAAACAAAUAUGGUUGCACCAAAAAAGAACCGUCGCUAAAGAAGUCUUUAUCAGAGCUAGCCUUGGAAGGAAUGUCUGGUUUGCUUGGUUCUUUUGCCAUGCUUCCUCCAAGAGAGUUCAAACAAGGGCCAUUACGUCGACAAGCAAGUUCUUCGGAUGUGAAAUCAUCGAGGGGCAUGGAUGGUAGCAAUCCCCCGAAGCUCCGUAGGAAUUCAUCCAUAUCAUCUGAUAUAAGUAGCGUUUCUUCCCAACCUGCAAGUAAUCAAGCUUCUCUCAGAAGGACGAAUGGCUGGUGCUUUGAUGAGAAACUCUUCCUGCAAUCACUGUACAAGGUGUUGGUCACUGUAUCAGAAAGAAGUCCCUUAAUCCUAUAUGUUAGAGAUGUGGAGAAGCUCCUUCUUCAAUCACAAAGAAUGUUCGUCUUGUUCGACAAAAUGCUGAAGAAAAUCUCAGGUUCAGUCCUGAUCCUGGGAUCCCAAACACUGGACCAAGAAGACAGUGCGGAAAUUGACGAGAGACUUAUGACACUGUUCCAAUACUGCAUCGACAUUAAACCGCCAGAAGAUGAAGCCAAUCUUGUCAACUGGAAAGCACAGCUGGAAGAAGACAUGAAGUUGCUUCAGAUACAAGACAACAGAAACCACAUUGCUGAGGUGCUUGCAGCAAAUGACAUCGAAUGCGAUGAUCUGGGCUCAAUUUGCCAUGCUGACACUGUGGUACUGAGCAAUUACAUACAAGAGAUAGUGGUAUCUGCUAUAUCGUAUCAUCUGAUGAACGAUAAGGACCCAGAGUAUCGUAAUGGGAGGCUUGUUAUUUCAGCAAAGAGCUUGUCUCAGGGUUUGAACAUAUUCCAGGAAGGGAAAACUGGUGGGAAAGAUAUUUUAAAGAUGGAGACAAAUGCUGAGGGUGGCAAGAAAGCACCUGUAAUUGAGAUGACUAUCUUUGAUGCUUCUUACAAUCUAUUCUUCUCACAUUCUACAAAUUUCAUAGAAAUUUAUGCAUUUGAACAAUCCAUCAUCCAAACAUACCCCUCACUUUUGUUUCUUAUUCUUGCACAGGAAGUUCCGGACAAUGAGUUUGAAAAACGGAUUAGGCCAGAGGUGAUCCCUGCAAAUGAGAUAGGGGUUACAUUUGCAGACAUUGGUGCACUAGAGGAAAUCAAAGAAUCUCUUCAGGAGUUGGUCAUGCUCCCUCUCAGAAGGCCUGAUCUCUUCAAUGGAGGCCUCCUCAAGCCCUGCAGAGGCAUAUUGCUGUUUGGUCCUCCAGGGACUGGGAAGACAAUGCUGGCAAAGGCCAUUGCAAAUGAAGCUGGAGCAAGUUUCAUCAAUGUUUCGAUGUCUACCAUAACUUCGAAGUGGUUCGGUGAAGAUGAGAAGAAUGUACGAGCUCUGUUCACUCUGGCAGCCAAGGUGUCUCCUACUAUCAUAUUUGUGGAUGAGGUUGACAGCAUGCUCGGGCAGAGGACUAGAGUCGGAGAGCAUGAGGCGAUGAGGAAGAUCAAGAAUGAAUUCAUGUCACAUUGGGAUGGGCUAUUGACAAAGACUGGUGAGCGCAUUCUGGUCCUUGCUGCUACUAAUCGACCCUUUGAUCUUGAUGAAGCGAUCAUCAGGAGGUUCGAGCGCAGAAUCAUGGUUGGUCUACCAAGUGUCGAGAACAGAGAAAUGAUCUUGAAAACUCUACUGUCGAAAGAAAAGACUGAAGAUUUGGACUUCAAGGAGCUUGCAAUAAUGACGGAAGGGUUUAGUGGAAGUGAUCUCAAGAACUUGUGUGUCACAGCUGCUUAUCGACCAGUCAGAGAACUAAUACAGAAGGAGAGAUUGAAGGAGAAAAAGAAGAAAGCAACAGAGGAAGCAACAACAAGCUCCGAAAAUGGUUCUGAAUCGGAUGCAGCCAAGGAAGAAGCUAAAGAGGACCGAGUAAUCAUCCUUAGAGCCUUGGACAUGGAAGACCUGAGGCAGGCAAAGAACCAGGUUGCUGCAAGUUUUGCCUCUGAGGGAUCGGUGAUGAGCGAGCUAAAACAAUGGAACGAAUUAUACGGAGAAGGAGGUUCGAGGAAGAAGCAACAGCUUUCAUACUUCCUCUAAAGACAUUGUAGAAAACCCCACCAACCAAGUCCACAUAUAUAUAUAUUAAACCACUCUAGAAUUCUUUCUGGGGGAAAAGAUGGUCUUGCUGAAAAUGUGAUUAUUUCUAGAGGAAGACGCCAACAUUCCAUAGUACCCACACUUCUAGCACUGCUUCUGAAUGAAUCAUUGAGCAAUCAGAGACAAGAAGCGACGGCGAGUCAGAAUCUCUCAGCGAGCUAUCUAGCAACAGGCAAUUGUGUGCAUCAAAUCCGUACAUCCUAAUGAUUGCUGAUUACUUGGAGAAGGGGAGAGGGUUAUCGGUGCUGUAAAGAAGAGUAACCACCACUACCACCACCAUUGCCAAGGCUUCUACUAAGUAGAGUGUAGUUAUAUGUGUUUGUGUGUGGCAGUUAAGAAAAUCCAGAGCUUAGUUUGCAUAUCAUUUUUUCUUUUUUUUUUGGAAAGCUGCUAUGAAAAUGCAGAAACACCUUGUUCAUAAUGUAUGUAUCAUUCUAUAGUGUUUUCUAAGUAUUCAGUUUGUUUGAUUUAUAAAUAGAACGAGUGUUUCUCUGUUCUUCCUUCAGCUAUUAAGUUGUUCAGAGGUAGGAAUGCAGAAUGCAGAAUGCUGGUGUUAUACUAUGAUGAUAUGAUUAAGAGAAAACAUUCAGUUCCA
Linum tenue is the source of this 3700-nucleotide messenger RNA. The record is from the annotation of a GenBank genome assembly. Lineage: Eukaryota; Viridiplantae; Streptophyta; Magnoliopsida; Malpighiales; Linaceae.